Iphiclides podalirius (scarce swallowtail) is the source of this 723-nucleotide messenger RNA. The record is from the annotation of a GenBank genome assembly. Lineage: Eukaryota; Metazoa; Arthropoda; Insecta; Lepidoptera; Papilionidae.
AUGUCAUGGCGGAUGGGCCUACGCACGUUCAUGCUUAUCGCAUCCAAAGUAUGGAGUUGUUUUUGUUAUAUGUUUAGAAAGCAGUAUCGAGCGUUGGCUCAAUAUCAAUCUGUCAAAUAUGAAAUCUAUCCUCUCUCGCCUGUAUCUCGACACAGGUUGAGCUUAGUUAAAAGAAAAAUGCUGGUGUUGGACCUAGAUGAGACAUUAAUACAUUCUCACCAUGAUGCGAUGUUGCGGCCAACAGUGAAACCGGGUACACCCCCGGACUUUGUGCUCAAAGUGACAAUAGACAAACAUCCUGUCAGAUUUUUUGUGCAUAAACGGCCGCAUGUUGAUUACUUUUUAGACAUAGUCUCUCAGUGGUAUGAGCUGGUGGUGUUCACGGCAUCAAUGGAAAUAUAUGGUGCUGCUGUUGCAGAUAAAUUAGAUAAUGGCCGGGGUAUUCUGCGGAGACGGUUCUAUAGACAACACUGCACCGCAGAACACGGCUCCUACACGAAGAACCUGUCGUCAAUAUGCGACGACCUAAACAGGGUGUUUAUACUGGACAAUUCACCGGGUGCCUACCGGGACUUUCCAGACAACGCGAUCCCGAUCAAGUCGUGGUUCUCGGACCCGCUGGACGUGGCGCUGCUCAACCUGCUGCCGGUGCUGGACGCGCUGCGGUUCACGCACGACGUGCGCUCGGUGCUCUCGCGCAACCUGCACCUGCACCGCCUCUGG